Molecule: messenger RNA, 1008 nt
Organism: Aspergillus mulundensis
Lineage: Eukaryota; Fungi; Ascomycota; Eurotiomycetes; Eurotiales; Aspergillaceae
Exons: 2
Coding region: 1-1008 (335 amino acids)
Source: RefSeq, a predicted model, not a curated record
AUGAAAGAAUACAAAGCUCCAGCGGUUGAGUCCGAGCAAGAGACCGACGACGUACCCGGCACGUCAAAGCGCAAGAGAGGCACCGGAGAAACACCGACAUUACAAGAAAAGAGCUCAGACGAGACAGAGUCGCAGCCUCCAAGCAAAGCUGCCAAGCCUGGAGAGUCGCGCGCCGCGGAUGAAGAUGAUGACCAAGGUUUAGUUGAUGAAGAAGAGUUCGACGAGGGGAAUCUUGAUGAGGAUUUGAGUGAGGAAGGCGACGAGGAAGGCGACGAGGAAGGUGACGUGGAGAGUGAAGAGAAUGAGAAGGGAGAGAGCAAGGGGAAAGCAGCCCAGAAAAACCAGCGAGAUUCCCACUCUCCGACUAGCGAGAAACUGCAGAAGACUAUCGAGAAAUAUGGCCGUGGUCCGCUGGAAGGGACAGCGAUUAAAGACAAAGCACUCACUGGAUCGCCGGAUACCAUCCUCGCUAUGCUUAUGGAUGCAAUGCUGAAGUCGAAGCCGAUGUCUCAUGGAUUGACGGACCGUGCGCUCCGCAAGCUCGUCGACGUUGGAUAUCACGACGUAAAAAAGCUAGGGGAUGCCAGCUGGGAGGAGAGAGCCAUGGUUUUGAAGGACGGAGGAUACAACCGAUACAGAGAGCAGGGGUCAACGAACCUGGGGAAAUUGGUUGAGUUCGUUAAUGAGAAAUAUGAUGGGGACCUCAACAAUCUUAUCAAGAAGGCCAAAAAUAAUCCCCAGAAGGCGAGACAGCUUGUCAAGGAGGUCCAUGGCCUUGGGGAUUUGGGUGUUGAGCUGUUUUUCAACAACGUACAAAGCGUCUGGCCCUCUAUCGCUCCGUUUGUUGACUCUCGGAGCUUGAAGACCGCAGAGGAAGCUGGGCUUGGGACAGACUUGGAUGCCAUCUACGCCGACCUGGAUAAGGACUCUGUCAAGAUGUGCAAGUUGGCAAAUGCUUUGUCUGCGGCGCGGCUAGACAGGCAAGUGGGGGAUCUGGUGGCCAUUUGA